Molecule: messenger RNA, 900 nt
Organism: Folsomia candida
Lineage: Eukaryota; Metazoa; Arthropoda; Collembola; Entomobryomorpha; Isotomidae
Product: larval cuticle protein A3A
Exons: 4
Coding region: 152-673 (173 amino acids)
Cellular component (GO): extracellular matrix
Source: RefSeq, a predicted model, not a curated record
CCUAUAUGGAAAGCUUGCGCCUUGGUCACAAAACGCAGGGGGUUUACUAUAAAUUUUACUAUAAAUACUCAACCCACUCUGAUAAUCUACAUCCAAUACACAUUUUUCACAGUUCAAGCAACAAGUCUUGGAAAUUCCUCUCUCAGUCAUCAUGAUGAAGAUCGUGUCCCUCUUCGCCCUCGUGGGUGUGGCUGCCGCAGGAGUGGCUCCAGGUUUCGGCUAUGCUGCCGCCCCCCUCGGCUACGCACACGCCGCUCCCCAAUUGGCUUACGCCCACGGCCCAGCCAUCGCCAAGGUUCACCACGCAGCUCCCCUUGCCUAUGCUGCUCCCAUCGCCAAGGCCAUCGUUGCCCAACCAGAACCAUACGACCCACACCCACAAUACAACUACGGUUACUCCGUUUCCGACGGUUUGACCGGAGACUCCAAGACCGCUUCUGAAUCCCGAGACGGAGAUGUCGUCAAGGGACAAUACUCUCUCGUCGAGCCCGACGGUGCCAUCCGAACGGUCACCUACACCGCUGACCCCGUCAACGGAUUCAACGCCGUCGUCGACAGACAAGCCCCAGGCGUCGUUAAGGCCGUCGCCCCAGUUGUGGCCAAGGUCCAUGCUGCUCCCCUCGCUUACGCUCACGGUCCAGCGGUAGCUCACCACGGAUAUGCUCACUACUAGAUAAUAAUAGUCGCGAAAAUCUAUUACUAAACUAGUAAUUCUUGCUUUCAUCUUAGUCAGUCUUUGACGCAUAUUCCUUGUAAAAAAUACCUCCUCAGACCAUUUGAGCUUCUCGUGCCCUUUCAAGCCAUAUACCCGAUUGUAUUAUUUCUCGUUACCCGUGAGGUAUUUAUAUACAUGUUUUCUACCUGUCAAAGAAAUAAAGCAGACGGAACUGAAAAAUUAUC